This is a messenger RNA of Suillus subalutaceus, 573 nucleotides long. RefSeq lists its product as uncharacterized. The transcript has a single exon. The record is from RefSeq and is a predicted model, not a curated record. Lineage: Eukaryota; Fungi; Basidiomycota; Agaricomycetes; Boletales; Suillaceae. Bases 41 to 385 code for a protein of 114 amino acids.
CUGUGGAGUGUAAGCACCGCAUGUAGCUGUCGAAUGUAUCAUGUAUUGUCGUAUCAAGCAACAUUCCAUUCUCUGGGUUAUCGAUGAUACCAGACAAGUCGUCCAAGAUAUUUUCCUUUCGCCCCAGUCAUUAGACGGGUCUCUAACAAAACUCAUCGAUGGUUACACCAUGCGUGGUGCAAGUAUCCUUGUGCAUUGUCGUGGGGAUUUGGGUAGAGCAGGCCUCGUAGCAUGCUGUUUGGCACUAAAAAUCGGCUUGUGCGGGUGGAUCAACGUGGACCUAUCGCCGAACCCAGCAGAAGGCCCCGAUGGCUCGGAGAGUUACGUCAGGAGGGAUACUUUACAACUCGUCGAGCACGCAAUCACUGUUGUGCGGAGACGGUGAAGCGUCAAGGCCAUUGAGACGCUGGAACAGGUGCGGUUUUUGACCGAGUAUGUUGACUUUUUACGAGAAGGAGCGGGGCGGGAGGGACAGUCGUGAUUUAUGGCUGGUAUAUUCAUUGUAUUUAGGUGUCGACGACGUGUAGUUUUGAUUUGUUGCUAUAGCCCUUACUAUACUGUAGUUAUUUUCAU